AUGAUUCUCACAGUCAUUGACAUACCGGAAACAAGCAAGUCACCUGUUAGUACGAUGGUUGUCGCAACUGGCGAAACGGCAACCAUUCAAGACGUGAGGGAAAAAAAUAAAGAAAAGACAAAGAACGCCAAAUGUUUCAAAAUUCCCAAAACAAUGCUCGAGGAAUCAUUGAUUCAUGAAAUUGAAUAUGGUAAGAAAAACGUUUCUGUAUCAUAUCAGCAUUGACCAAAAGCAUUUCUUGCAUGCAUAUAUAUAAUUAUGCAGCAUUAUGAAUAAGUUUACAUGCAUUGAUUUCAUUAGAACCCAUAAAUUAAAACUCCUUUACUAUUUCUUUAGACAGACAGCAAAAUAUGAUUAUAUAUAUAUAUAUAUAUAUAUAUAUUUGGAUUGUUUAAUUAUUCUGGUAGGGUGUUCUGGCCGGUUUGAGAUUGGCACGAAGGGAGGAAGUUGAAAGAGAAAGUACAGGUAUAGACACUCAUGAAAAUAACGUAUGAUAUCGACAUUAUUUUGACAACAUAGUAAUGCUUAGUAAAGUAAAUUUAUUAAUUUAGAUGAAUUGCCAGAAAUAGGAAGCUGCACUCCAUCAAUGGCAUCAACAUCAUCAAAUGAACGUACGUAAUUUUUUACGUCAAAAAAGACGCGAGGUUUUACUUCUUUGUUACUUAUUUUCACAUUAUACGUAUUUACAACAGAAAAUAUCAUGACUGCAUAAAAAUGUAUAACUUAACACUAUAAAUUAAACUAAACUGAGAAUUUAGGUUUCACAUGCAUGGCCUGCAUGUUCCAGACUGCAAUUAUACAAUGUACCUUUAAUAUAGGCUCGAAGAAAAGACUGUUUUCCGAAGGAACAAUCGGCAUUCUACCGAAAAGAGGUUCGUAAUUAUUAUACUAGUUCAAUAAUGAGUUUUGCCUUCAAAUAUUUAUAACAAUAAAAUAGGUUCUGAAUGAUUUUGGAUAAAAGUCAUAAAGGUAAAAUGAUCACUUAUAAAUAUUUAUAAUUUAAAUCUUAUGUUGUUGUGUUAUAUUGGCUUAAAUGAUACCGAAAAUUAUAACAGUUUUUACAAAGUCGUCAGCAUCGUUAAAAUAAAAGGAUGAAUCUAACUACCUUGUGUAAAACCAGUGUAAAGCAUAUUGUAGCAUAAUUAAGUUAUAAAUUCAAGCUCCAUUUAUCGUCAUUUUAAUAUAUUUACAAAUUACAAUCUCAAACUCAUUAAGAAUUCAUGAGUAAAUUAGCCAACCAUAUUGCUUUAUUUUGCUCACAUGAUAAUACUGGAUACCUGAUGAAGUACAUUGAUCCAGUCCUAGGACUGGAUCAAAAUUAAUUCAGUCCAGUAGCAUAUAUUGGUGCAAAAAAGCGUUUUGUUUUUUUUUCGUACGAAGAUUUUUUCAGGGAAAAUGUGUUUUAAACCUUAACAACCCUGCUGUUAAUCCAGAAAUUUUUUGACCCUUUUUUGUUUGUCCAAAAAAAAUUUAAAGUCCCUCCCCCUCCAACAAUUUUUGGGGAAAAAAAUAAAAUUCGUUUUAAAAGGGAUUAAAAAAAUCGACACAACAAAAAAUUUUGAAAAAAUAAUCGUGCAUGUUGGAAAUGGACCACCUCCCCCUGCCCAUCACUGUUCUAAUGGUCCGUCCCUUAAAUUAAUCAUUUCUUUGCAGGUAAACAAGUUGUGAAAUCUCCAGAUGAUACUUGCAUUAAAUGUAAAAAAGACGAACCAGAUGAUGAAUGGACAGGUUCAUCGGUUCAAUGUGACAAAUGUGAUGGUUGGUUGCACUUGUAA
Messenger RNA from Paramuricea clavata, 1775 nucleotides. NCBI's taxonomy places the organism in Eukaryota, Metazoa, Cnidaria, Anthozoa, Malacalcyonacea, Plexauridae. The record is from the annotation of a GenBank genome assembly.